AUGGUUCGCGCUAGCAAUGGUGAAGAAUUCGCCGAAGAACUCUUCUCAACAACCUCGAACGGCAAAAACCUACCCGCAUGCCUACCCAACUAUCGCUGGGUCUUUCCAACUUCAUGCGACCGAUACAGUACUACAUUCCAAGAGGACAUUUGCUCUUGGUUUGACGCCUACUCCUUAGGCGAUAUCAACGAGAGACAGGGGUUACAGAAAGAAGGAUUGACACAGUCAGAAGCGAAUCUACUUAAGCGGCGACUUUCUCAUGUCUACCUCGGUGGGGUCAGCCAGGGAAUGGCAACCGCUUUGUUGACUUUCUUUGCGGCAGUCGGUACAGGAAGGAUACAACGUCCACUGGGUGGCCUGCUAGCUCUUUGUGGUUGGCUACCAUUUGCACAAGAUAUCGAAGGGAUGCUAUGCGAGCCAAUCUUCGACAGGCCCUGCACUCCUCAGGCACUGCGCCUUGUGUCUAGAUUCUUCUUUGACGAAAUCUCCGCCCAAGGGUUAUCACAGGCCGAUCAAACGGUUGACAGCUCUGUUCUUUCCACUCCGGUCUUUUUAAGUCAUGGAACGGACGAUGCCUGGGUAUCAGUCGAUCUUGGACGACAGACAUCUCGGAUUAUACGGCGGGUUAUGACGCACGUUGAUUGUCACCAGUUCACUGGAGCGGAGAAUGAUGGACACUGGAUCAAAGAACCUGAAGGUUUUGACCAGAUUCUGCAAUUCCUUCAAAAAUGA
This is a messenger RNA of Penicillium canescens, 732 nucleotides long. RefSeq names its product alpha/beta hydrolase. The transcript has 2 exons. Gene Ontology annotation, biological process: protein depalmitoylation. The coding region runs from base 1 to 732 and encodes 243 amino acids. NCBI's taxonomy places the organism in Eukaryota, Fungi, Ascomycota, Eurotiomycetes, Eurotiales, Aspergillaceae. Gene Ontology annotation, molecular function: palmitoyl-(protein) hydrolase activity; carboxylic ester hydrolase activity. Gene Ontology annotation, cellular component: cytoplasm. The record is from RefSeq and is a predicted model, not a curated record.